Messenger RNA from Mercenaria mercenaria, 9336 nucleotides. RefSeq names its product leucine-rich repeat-containing G-protein coupled receptor 5A-like. Gene Ontology annotation, molecular function: protein binding. NCBI's taxonomy places the organism in Eukaryota, Metazoa, Mollusca, Bivalvia, Venerida, Veneridae. The coding region runs from base 183 to 1787 and encodes 534 amino acids. The transcript is spliced from 2 exons. The record is from RefSeq and is a predicted model, not a curated record.
GUAUUAUAGCAUAUAACAGUGCUUCAUGUUCUCUCACGUUUCAUUAUUGGCAUUCUGCUGGGAGAAUUUCUCUGCUGAAACAUUCCUUGUAUUUUGUAUGAUUUUAUUUUCAAAAUAAAAUGGAUAAGUUAUUUAUGCGCGGAUAAUAAGUACAAAGAUACACCGCGAUAGAGACGAGAAUUAUGUUGACCGUGAAGCUGAUACUCUGGAUGAGUUCAGCCAUUACUGUCGCCUCGUUAUUCACGUGUCCGGAGAUGACGAAUUGCGCAUGCGGAGAAGUAAAUGACUGGUGGCUAAAUGAAUGGACGAAUAUUAAAGUCGUCAAUUGUUCUUAUCGCUCCUUAACAAAAAUUCCCGAUUUUAAUCUUCUGAAAGAUAAAACAUUCCACAGAUUAUUACUAAACAAUAACAAUAUAACAGGAAUAAAUCGUGAUGACUUUAAAAACAUAUCAAUAAGAGAAGUUGUGCUACGCAAAAAUCCAAUGAAAAAAAUUGCACGUGAUGCGUUCCAAGAAAUACGACAUGUUUUAGAAAUUCUCGACCUAGAUAGUGAUAGAAUAACAAUUGACGAAGGUUUACGUUUUCUUCAUGGACUUUAUAAAUUAAAAGUCUUGGAUCUAGGCUACAAUCGAUUGAAAAAUGAAUACGAAGAAUUUCCAUCUGAGGUUUUCGCCAAUUCAAAUUUGUCGUCUUUAACCACAUUGACGCUUCAAGCUCUACAAAUGACAAAAAUAGAUGAUGGUGCAUUUUCUGGAAUAGAAAAUUUGGAACAAUUAGAUCUCUCCUACAAUUUUAUUUCCGACUUCCCUUCGGAAUUACGUAAACUAAAGAAUCUGAAAGGUCUGAAACUGUAUUCAAAUGAAUUAACAAGCAUCAAAAAUAAUACGUUUGCCGGUCUAACCAAGUUAAAGAAACUUCUUCUUGGCGUUAACGAGAUAACUGCUGAAAGUAUUGAAUUAGGCGCCUUCAACGACCUAACUGAUUCCAUAGAAGAAAUAAAUUUAUACCAGAAUCCAUUAAUGAAAGUGCCAUCAGAAGUUCUACAAAAUUUAAAGAACUUGAAAAAGCUUAGUCUGGUGAAAACAAACUUAGAAUCUAUUGAAAAUGGUUCUUUUGUAGCUGAUUACAAGCUAGAAGAGUUGCACCUGGAUGAUAAUCCUAAACUUAGUUUUGAAGAUGAAGGAAUGCUCAAUGGAGCUGAAGAUUCACUGCAGGUGUUAUUUAUACGAAGAUUGAAUUUAGAAAAAUUGCCACUCAAAGUAUUAAGACGAUUAGAAAACCUUUAUUACUUGGAUGCAGCCGAUAAUGUUAUCAAAAAGAUAGAUAAACAUUUCUUCAAUGGUCUAAAAUUGUCUCAUAUAAAAUUAAUGUGGAAUCAGGUAAGACACGUAGAUCACAGAGCCUUCAAGAAUAUGGGAAAAGGUAUAAUUCUAGAUCUUCACGGUAACGAUAUUCGCGAUAUUUCAUUUAUUCUGCAUGUUGAAGAAUGCACGUUUCAAGAAAUAUACAUGACUAAAAAUAAAAUUCCAUGUGAUUGCACUGUAGAAAAGGUUCUAAAUAGUGGUUUAGUAAGCUGGCAGGUGAUCGGUGAAUGUUUUAUUGAAACUGAAGGAAAGAAACAGUGGUAUAGUUUUGACGACAGCAACGUGAAGGACCAUUUCGGAAAAGUUUGCAACAAGACCCGCCGUUACGCAUCCUGUUUCCAGAGUACCUCCGACUCCGGCCCGCAAUAUUUAAUCAGCAUAAUUUAUUAUUGUAUAUAUGUAUCGUUUUUAGUGCUUUUGUAGACAAUGUGUUGUAGUAUCAAGAAAUCCAUGUGUAAAAGGGAGAUGAUGUAGCAAUUUGAAAUGUAAAAAAUGCCAAAUGUAACAAUAUAAGGAACGCCAUUCAAAUUUUGCGCUAAAUUUUCACUAAAAGCUCCAGUUGUGUCUACUCUACCGCUGCGGCCCGGUAUUGCUUCAGCUCGGUGUUUGUAUGUGUGUGUAUGUUCGAGUUUUACAUCUUUUUCAAAAACAUUUCCGUCAUAUAAACGAGCCCACUGCCCGACAUUAUAGUGUCGCAUCACUGGAAUAACACGUUGUAGACUCGUGACAUAAUACCACACAAAUUUAAAUUAUAUUGACCUAUUCUAGGUCAUCCUGUUCAUGCCGAAAAGCAAACGAGGAAGCUACUAAUACAUUGUUCUUUGGUAUGAUGCGCCCAGGGAGCGAACUCACGACUUCCAGCGCUCGAAGCGGACGCUCUACCUCUAGUCUACCGAGGCGGUCAAUUUAUAAUAGAGUACAAACAGUAAGUUUAGGAGUAUAUCAUCAAAACACAGAAAUAUUUGAUAAAUUAACAACAUCUUAACCAGCAAUCUACCUGACCAUUUUAUGUUCUGCCAUACUGUCCCGUACGAUGGAUACUUAAAAUCUUCUGAAAAAGCAACCCCCACAAAAUCUAAAUGAAACAUCCGGAAUGGAAAUACAGACUGCUGGACAAAUGCUUCCAAAUAGCAUAAUAUGUAAUUAUGUUAAAAAAAACAACUUUGGAUAAAACUAUUAAUACGUUGCAUUUACUGUUCAAAAAUGGCGUGUUGUUACAUUUAGCGCUUUGUUACAUUUGCUGUUGCAACAGAUGAUAGUGAUAUUUGUUUAACAUUGAUGACGAGAAUAAUGCUGAUAUUAUCGUAUAAUGUAAUUUUUAACUCACCUUAGCACGAAGUGCUCAAGGUGAGCUUUUGUGAUCGCCCUGUGUCCGUCGUCCGUCGUCGUCAAUUUGACUGUUAACACUCUAGAGGUCACAAUUUUGGCCUAGUCUUUAUGAAACUUGGUCAGAAUGUUACCCUCAAUAAAAUCUUGGAUGAGUUUGAUAUUGGGUCAUCUCGGGUCAAAAACUAGGUCAAAUAAAAGGAAAAGCUUGUUAACACUCUAGAGGUCACGAGUUAGAUAUUGGGUCAUCUGGGGUCGAAAACUAGGUCAUCAGGUCAAAUCAAAGGAAAAACUAGUUAACACUGUAGAGGCCACAUUUAUGACUAUAUCUUCAUGAAUCUUGGUCAGAAUGUUAAUCUUGAUGAUCUCCAGGUCCGAUGUGAAUCUUGGUCAAGUAGGAUCAAAAACUAGGUCACCAGGUUAAAUCAAAGGAAAAGCUAGUUAACACCGUAAAGGCCACAUUUAUGAACAUAUCUUAAUGAAACUUUGUCAGAAUGUUAAUCUUGAUGACCUAUAGGUCAUUUUUAAAUCUGGGUCAGGUGGGGUCAAAAACUAGGUCACUAGGUCAAAUCAAAGGAAAAGCUUACUAACUCUCUAGAGGCCACAUUUAUGGCUGUAUCUUCAUGAAUCUUAGUCAGAAUGUUAAUCUUGAUAAUCUUUAAAUCCAGUUUGAAUCUGGGUCAUGUGGGGUCAAAAACUAGGUCACCGGGUCGAAUCAAACGAAAAGCUAGUUAACACUUCAGAGGCCACAUUGACCAUCUCUUAAUGAAACUUGGUCAGAAUGUUAAUCUUGAUGAUCUUUAGGUCAGUAGGUCAGGUGAGCGAUACAGGGCCUUCAUAGCCCUCUUGUUUAUUUAGUCAUCACCACUUAUGUAAUAACAUUGUCAUUACAAAUGACGAAAUUUGUCCAACGCAUCAAAUGUUGGAUUUUCAUGUAAUGCAGUCAUUUACUGAUUUAGCUCUAGUUCUAAUAAAUAUUUCAUUAAGUGAACUUUUUUAUGUGUCAGAACACAAUUUGGUAUGCCAUUGCUUAUCCUUAUUUUAUGUAAGUGAAGUGUAGCUAGGUGUAUGAUAAGUAAACAGUGGUACAAACAAGGAAAGUGUUAUAUAGAAAAAUGUAUGAUAAAUGAUUUUGCAAGUAGCAACCUCAUGAAUUUUUUGUCUGAAUAUUUCCGAAUUAGGUACAAGCAUUUCUGAACAUAGACUAUACCCUGUCUGAACAAUUUAGUAGUCUGAAUCUUUCUGAACAUAGAGUUUAUGUUCUGAACAUUUCUGAAUUUGUACUGACAUGUAUCUGAAAUAUUCAGAAAUGAAUUUCAGAAGAUGAUUCUUCUGAACUUUUACUGAAUGUUUCUGAAAGAUUAAGAAGUGUGUUCAGAUUGUUUCAGAACAUGUUUCUGCUCUGAACUUUAACUUAAAAACAUUCUUGAAAGAUUCAGAAGUAAAAUGCUUAUUUUUUCUAAAUUUCUACUGAAAUGUAUGUCAGAAAUAAGUUAGAAUGUUUCAGGUUUAACAUAUUUUUUUCUGAAUUUACAAUUUCAAAAAUAUUUUUACAAAAAGAAAAUAGAACAUGUAUAAGUAUUCACACUAAUUCAUUACAUUGUUAAGCAAGUGAAAUAAAUCUGUUGCAGAUUUAAAUGAUACAUAUAAAUGAUAUGUUUUAAGGUAAAGAAGGCGUACUGAGUGGGAAUUUCAAAACAAGUUGCAUCCUUGAUAACAUGAUUAAAUAAUAGCAAAAGCUGAUCUUCACACGAUGUACAAUUAUUUAAAAGGUCAAAUGCACACUUUUUACGCAAAUGGCGUCGAAAAAUCACGUUUUAGCCCAUCCCUAUUUGACGUAACCGUUUUUACGGCGAUUAAUUGAGUUUCGGGGCGUCCAUUUAAUUAGAAAAGUUUUGUUUUCGUUUAAUAUAACAUGCCCGUUGAGACCUAGAUGCUGAUGUAAUAUUCAAAUAUGCACUACGACUAUUCGCCGAACGAAUGCUUACUUUAUGCAAAAAUCAUACCAAAAUCUUUCUACGAAAUUAUUGUUUUCGAGCGGAAUGACAAAGUAGUGUGUAAAAACUGGUCCAUAGAUUUUAAAAAAAAAAAACAAAAAAACUAAAGUUAUCAUAUAAAAUGAGCGAAAAAAUAUCGGGGGUCUCCGACUUCGUUUUCGCUGUAUUUUCUUAAUUUUUCCCCUACCCCCAUUUUCACGCGCAGAUUUUAUGCAUCAACAUUUCACAAAGAACUGUUUGUAUUUUAGGGAAAAAUAAGUUAAUCACAAAAAAGUUUACUACAACAUAAAUUUCACUUUAAGCGUAUUCUAAUUUUGUAAGCCAUUUUCCGAUUUCUUUCCGAUUUUUAUUGUCACACUUGUAUACAUGAAUGCAUGUUACACACAAAAAAGCGUAAUGAAAAAAAUAUACUUCUUAUUAAACAUUUUACUGCUCGUUCUCUCCUCCAUAGAUUUUUUAUCAAUUUUCUGAAAAUGUUCCUGAAAUGUUUUUGAAUAGAAUAAGAUUAUAAAAUUCCUUGACUACCGAGUUCAUUUUCAUGCUACAUUAUGCUAUGAAUGUUGGGAAGUUUAAGCACAGUUAAAACGUUACGUCUUUUUUCCCGCGUUUUUCAACAAUUUCACAUUGUCUGUUUGUAGGAUUUAUAAACAGCCUUUAUUGAACGGCUUGUUGCAUCAUUAAUUAGUUUCGGUCCGUUUCAACUGUUUCAUAAAUAGUUAAAUACAAUUUUCCCCGGAAUCCGGAGAUGUUAGUUCGAGCCCGAUUACCUUUAGCAUUCCCAUACCCAACUUUUUUCUUCUUAGGCGUCUUAUCAAGCCGCGAGAACAGCCGCCGCAGAGACUUUCCGAUAUCAGACAGACCUGAGAUUUACAUUUAUUAAUGUAACACUAGUUCUUCUUGCUUCCAAUUUCAUUUGAAACCAAUCAUAGUAUUUCCCUAUAUAACCUAUAUAAAAUGCAAGCAAAAUACGUUUUUCGCUUACUUUAAAGUACAUUUAAUACUGUUUCUCCUCUGAAACAAUUUUUAUCACUGUUAUGACGUGAAAGUAUAACAAACAAAGAAAAUGAUGGUAUAAAAAUAUUUAAUGUAAUUCAAUAGCAUCUUGCUUCCAGUUGCAUUCAAAAACGGCUAAAAUUGCACUUUAGCCACUCUGCCCAAAAUGUCCGAGUUAUGUUCGGUGCUUGAAGUAUUCCGUAGUAGAGGCAAAGAUAUUAUUAGAACUAUUAUAGCUGGAAUACCAUUGUAAAGCUUAAGUUUUUUGGCUGAUUGUUUUAAAAAUAAAAGAUAAAAUAGUGCCUUUAUCCCGUUUUUCGUUACAUAUCGUUUAUUUUAUGUAAACAAAAAAAAAAAAAAAUGGUGUCAAAAAUUACUAUGUAUUUCGGUAAAAGUCAGUCAUGUGUCAUUGUUACAGUCAAAAAAUGUAAAUUGUGUCAACCACGUAUCAUUGAAAUAUUCGAUCUUAGAAUAUAACAGAUUCAGAAUGUCAAAAAUUACAGUUUAUAGUUUUGUAAAUUGUACAUCCACGCUUCACUGUGACUGACAGAAUAUAUCAGUUGCAUUUUUGUAAAAGUGAAAUUAGUGCGUGCGAAAUAAAAAAGUAUAACGUGCAGAUUCAAUAUAGAAAUUUAACAAAAUCAGAAUUCCAAACUGUUUUACAGGGUUUUCGCUUCCAUUACUAUUUAUCAGAAUCGGAUCAGUGCAUAACAGAAUAAAUCACAGCUAUAUCAACAUACGACUGUAUUAAUUUUACGUACAUAAUUUUAUGUAUUACCAGAUUACUAUAUGAUAUAAUGGACUAACACAUAAAUUUAGCACUACUGGAAGUAUAUAAAAUAUUCUACUGAUCCGAGUGUUUAAUUAACAAAUAAUCAAGGACUUCGAGUGGUUUAUCGUCUGAUUUAUCACGGUCAGAGUUUAGAUGCGUAGGAAUUGAACCACGAGGGCGUUAGCCCGAGUGGUUAAAUACUGAAGCAUCUGAACGAUGAACCGUGGUAAAUUAGACGAUAAAUCACAAGAAGGCCUUGCUUGUUUUCAUUCUGACAUGCUCAUUGAUUGUUUAAAUAAAUAUUAUGCUGGACUUCAUUUACGCGAGGAGUAAUGUAUCAGACGUCAUGCGGCAAUUUGACGUCAUAAUUGACGUCAUAAUGCUCCCGCGCGUCAACCGUUGUUUAUCGCAGAUUCUAACAUGGCUCAAUUUGACUGCCAGUUAAACAAAGAAGGAAGUCAAGCUCUGUAUAUUCUGCGAUAAACAACGGUUGACGCGCGGACCGGUAAGAGAGCAUUAUGACGUCAAUUAUGACGUCAGAUUGCCGCAUGACGUCCGAUACUUUACUCCUCGGGUAAAUGAAGUCCUGCAUAAUAUCCAUUAAAACAUGUCAAUGAGCAUGUCAGAAUGAAAACAAAUCAAGGCCUUCUUGUGAUUUAUCGUCUAAUUUAUCACGGUUCAUCGUUCAGGUGCUUCAGUAUUUAACCACUCGCGGGCUAACGCCCUCGUGGUUCAAUUCCUACGCAUCUGAACUCUGAACCGUGGUAAAUUAGACGAUAAACCACUCGAAGGCCUUGAUUAUUUGUUAAAUAUAUAGAGCUUGAUUUUCUUCUUUAUUUAACUGGAAAUCAAAUCGAGCCAUGUUAGAAUUGUAAUUAUCAUACAGCCGAACAAAUAGUUGUCAAAACUAUUCCAAGUUUAAAUAUGAACAAUGGCUUGACAUGAUAUAUCUUUUAACUUGAUAUCUUUUUAUUUAAAAUAGAUUUUAAUAUUACAGUAAUUUUGAUUUUAAAGUAAAAUAUCAUAUAUAUAGCAUGUUGGCUGCUUUGCUAAUUAUAUACAAGGGUGUAAUGUGUUUCUGAUUGAUAGCAAAGUGUUAAGUAUUGUAGCUGUCAGCAUGACAAUAUGAUAAAACUUCUGUUAACACAGCAGGUAUCCGCGCCUGUAUAAGGGUCAGCUAUUAAAAGAAAAACUUCAUGAUGAAAAGAAAUGAAAGAAAAUAAACUCGAUGUUUAAUUAAAUCAUCAUAUUUCUAUCCUAAAAAUAUAUCCUAAAACGUUGACUUUCUCGGAAAUUAUUGAAUACUUUUGAUCACAGAAUUGCGAGUUUACACAACUGCAUGCAGUGUGUGCUAUCCAUACGGAUAUAUACAACCAGAUGUUCUGUUGCGCAACAUUAUCAUACUUGAUUAAAGGUCCAUUACUAAAACCCGAACGAGUAUUAUAUGAAAACCAGAGUUUGUAGCUGAGACUUCCUAUUUACUGAAAAUAUGGCCCACUGCAUCGGUUCUGACCAAAUAGUCAUGAAAUUGUUCAAGAAUAACUAACAAAUAAACAAAAAAUGUUGCCUAUGUCAAACCAUAAGUAUGCUUUUCGACUGCUUACGAACCCGUCGAGCAUCUUCGGACUUUUUCGGAAGAAUCCUCCGAAACGAGGCUGUAAUUUAUAAUUAGACCACGAUAAUCCGUAAAUAGCCAAUCGGAAAGCAGGCUUGUACCCAUAUACAACAGUAGCGUUGUAUAUAUAUCGGGGGAAACUUGGGCAAAAAAACUCGUGAAUUUCGUGUUAAUUUACUAUCUAACAAUACAGGCUAACGCCGGAGUUAAAUCGCCUUGCAAUAUUCUUUUUUGUGUGUAUUAACGUCUCGCUUUGCUCGUUGUAUAUAUCCCGUAGACAACGGCACUCGUUGUCUAUCCUAUACAUAGAUGCCCAAACGAUAACGUGAUUUUUACAAACUUAGCGCAUGGAAUUCAACAAUUUUGUAACUCACAAAAACUUCAUGAAAAUCAUUCUUAUAAUACAGGUAGUAUACAGCUAUACUACAAGUUAUCAUAAGGACAAUUCAGGCCCUUCCCGAAUAAAAGUGUUUUUACAACUUCGUCUGUAAACUUUUUCAGUUAAUUCUCUUUUCAGUAUAAUUUUAAGAAUAUAAAUGAGUAACUGUCUUACACUGCAGAAACAAAGUAUGAUUGAAAUUUACCUAAAUACACUUAUUUAUGUACACAUGGCUACAUUAAUUUAAUAAGAUUUUAGACAUUAAACACAUUGUCUUGGCCUAAUAUAUGUCACUGUCAAUUUUAAAUUUAAAUUUUGUACAUCUCAUAUUUUUCGUGCAAGUCGUGCAUAAUUACCAUCAUGGAAAUACAAUUAUUUUGUUGCGCGUCUUAAAUGGAUAUUCGUUUGAAACAAUUUUAAAAUCACGUGAUCCCGAAGAAUUUCCGACCGAUUACGGAAUUUUUAAGCGAUAAACACGAAAGUAGGAUAAAAUGACCCCCCAUGUCAGUCUAAGAAAAUACAGAAACGAUUAUUUGUUUCUCUGUACAUGUGUUGAUUUCAAGGGAAUAUUGCACGGCUAUCGUAAUGUUUAGUACUAUAUUUCAAAAUGUGUAGUCUUUGUUUAAGAUUUAUGUCUAUUCAUUUGUCUUUAUUUUGCACCUUUAACUAAGCAAAUGCAAAUGCGAUAGUGGUCUGAUAAACCUAAAAUUUUAGUACUUAAAAUUAUGUGACCGGUGUCUUAAAUUUUUAUUCUUUCUGUACUGUUACAUAUUGUAAAUACAUGUGUUUUAAUUGCUGCAAGUUAAAGUUUCCACAAUGCCAGACUGCUUUAGUCCAUUUCAUAGCCUGUACUCAAAAAUGAACUUUCGUUUAAUAAAAUCGAAAGAAAG